UGAUUCUCAAGUCAUGGUCAAACUGGGAUCCUGACCGUCUCGCCGACCGUUUUGAACGCGUCCUGCGCAUGGGCAUCGGAUCUCAGCCAACUGAAGGCCCUCUUUGACUCGCCCUACACUGGGGCUGUCGUCACUCGCACAUCGACAUUGGAAGGAUUCGAAGAGGACGCGUCGCAUACAGUCCGCUUCACGGCUACAUCUACAUCCACCUUGAACUCGUACGGUUAUAGUCCGCACAAACUGAGCCAGUACCUCUCAUGGAUCGAGACUAUCUUGACAAUGCGCCUCCGACGAGCUCGAAACCGUUCCUCGUCAGCAUCAGCGCAUCGGAAGACGUCGAGAUGCGGGUGUGUACGCGCCAUCCAAGAUCUUCGAGCCAAAUCACCUACAUUCGCGCGCAUCGGCAUCGAGUUCAACACGUCGUGCCCCAACAUCCGGGGGCACGCGCCGACCGGUUACGCCCUGUCCAGCGUCGCGUCGCUCCUCGGGGUCCUGCGCGACGCAUACCUGGCAGAUCGCACACUCACGAUCGGUCUCAAGCUCCCUCCGUAUGUCUACGCCGCGCAGUUCGCGAGGUCGUGCAGGCGCUGCGGGACCUCGGCGCUCCGGGUGCAGCAUCACCCAUCGCGUACAUCGCGUGCACGAAUACCCUGGGGAGCUCGCUUCUCUUUGCAGAGCAAGUGUACGGGGCCGGGGCGGGGAUUUGCAGUGCCCACUGCGCUGGGUGGGUUGGCUGGGGAUGCAUUGCACCCGCUGGCGCUGGGCAACGUGCAUUCGUUUGCGCGACUCCUCAGGGCCGAGUCUGUCGACUCCCCGCUGCGAGAUCUGCUGAUUGUCGGUCUUGGCGGUGUGACGAGCGCCGCGGCUGCUCAACGCAUGCGGAAUGCGGGAGCGUCCUUCGUCGCCAGCGCCACUCUCUUCGGCAAGGAAGGCGUCGACGCGUUCAGGAUCAUUGGCAACAACGAGGAGAAAGUUGAUUGACUGAUUUGAGAUGCAUAUGUAUGAAUACAAUGUAUGUACGAGAGGUAAAGCUACAAAGCAAGACAUGCGAAUAAGAUUAAGGUGCCCAGUGGGAGCACUCAGACGAAUCGGCGAAAAUGAUCAGAAGGGAGACUGGCCCAGGAAUGAAGUAGCGAAGUAGGUGUCUGCGAAACCGUCCGGAGUAAAAAGAGCACUGUUCAAGUCCACGGAAAGAGAAGAAACAGAGGAAAGAAAAGGCAUGUCGGUAGGAGUCUCGUAGUCCGACUCGAAGAGAGGUGCCAGCUCCGAAGGACUAGGACCAUAAGACGACAUGCACGAGUCGGCCAGCGACGACCACCGCGAGAAAGAAGGAGGGGAAGGCGGAGUAACCGGGUCCGAUGCGGGGACACUGCACGGUUCAAUCGUCGCCUGAGGAGCACCCAUCGUCUGCUUCUGCUGUUGGUCGAACUUCUGGAUCUCCGAUUGGAGAAGCUGCCCACUCAUCCCAUCGGAAACGAGAUUGGAUAACUGCACGCAGCGAGCCUCGUCCUCUGGGCCGUUGCGGCGGACAUGACGCUUGGCCGGCUUUUUGGUGCGCGCCUGGGGGCGGAAGCGAUACUCGGGGUACUUGCGCUGGUGUUCCUCCUUCUCCUGGGCGGCCAGGAGCUUGAACUGCGCCUUCUCGAGUGGGUCCAUCUUCUCCCACACCAUCGCGAUCGUACGGCUGAGGUGGCGGUUGUCCAUC
Mycena citricolor is the source of this 1705-nucleotide messenger RNA. The record is from the annotation of a GenBank genome assembly. Lineage: Eukaryota; Fungi; Basidiomycota; Agaricomycetes; Agaricales; Mycenaceae.